AGCCAAAAUUCGUCGCAAUAGUCAGUCUCUCUCGACUCUUUCUGAUUCUCCUCCCUCUCUUAACUUGACGCCCACGCGACACCUUUUGGAUCGCCCACUACCCGCCACCAUCACCCUCCCCAGCUCCGCAAUUACGGAGAGCUCGCUUUCGGAGCCAGGAACUAGUCUCUUUCGGUUCGCCAAGUCGUAAAAAACUUAAGGUUAUUGAAGGUAGUUGAGCUCUUUGCGUAAGGAUGAUUUACACAGCGAUGGACAAUUUCUACUUAACUGAUGAGCAACUAAAGGACUCGCCUUCUAGGAAAGACGGUAUAGAUGAAGCGACAGAAACUACUCUGCGAAUCUAUGGUUGUGAUCUCGUCCAAGAAAGUGGCAUCUUGCUUAAACUGCCUCAAGCUGUAAUGGCCACUGGCCAGGUUCUAUUCCAUCGUUUCUAUUGCAAGAAAUCAUUCGGCCGCUUCAAUGUGAAGAAAGUUGCUGCAAGCUGUGUGUGGCUUGCGUCAAAGUUGGAGGAAAGCCCGAGGAAAGCAAGACAAGUGCUUAUUGUUUUCCAUAGAAUGGAAUGUAGGAGGGAGAACUUACCCAUAGAGCAUUUGGAGGUUGGAUCGCAGAAAUAUCAUGUCCUCAAGACUGAUCUGAGCCGAACAGAAAGGCAUAUAUUGAAAGAGAUGGGAUUCAUUUGUCAUGUUGAACAUCCUCAUAAAUUCAUAUCCAACUACCUUGCCACCCUUGAAACACCUCCAGAACUGAGGCAAGAAGCUUGGAAUCUAGCAAAUGAUAGUUUGCGUUCAACUUUGUGUGUUCGGUUUAAGAGCGAGGUUGUGGCUUGCGGGGUUAUCUAUGCUGCUGCUCGUCGCUUCCAUGUACCCCUUCCCGAGAAUCCUCCAUGGUGGAAGGCAUUUGAUGCAGACAAGUCUGGGAUUGAUGAAGUUUGUAAGGUUUUGGCUCACCUUUACAGCCUUCCUAAGGCACAGUACAUUCCAGUCUGCAAGGAUGGAGACUCGUUCACAUUUUCUAACAAGUCAAAGGAUUCACAGUCUCAGCCCAUUCCUAAGGAAGUUCUGCAGACUAGCCCUACAGCUAAUACCAAGCCAGCUUCAGCAGCAGUUAACCUUGAAUCUGUUGGAUCCAAGGAUGUACUGGUAAGAGCAGCCAUUGACAAGCUGAAGGAGUCUAAGAAAAGUGAGGAUGAGCCAAAGAAUAUGCCUGUUGAGGGAGAUGCAAGAGAAGAGCCCAUGCUAAAAUCCAAUCCCGAGCACAGAGCAGAGGCAAGUAGGGAACGGAACAAGGAGAGGGACAGGGACAGGGACAGAGAGAGAGAGAGGGAGAGGGAGGACAGAAUAAAGGUCCGUGAUCGUGAUAGGGGCAGAGAUUCUGACCGGGAACGUGACCGAGAGGAAAGUGACAGGGACAAAGACAAAGUCAAGGACCGCAGUCAUCGAUCCAAGGAUAGAGGAAAGGACUCAGGGGGGCAUUCGGGGAAGUCGAGACAUCACUCAUCACGAGAUCGUGACUACCACAGUUCCUCUUAUUCUUCAAGGGAGAAGGAUCGCCAUAGACAUCAUUCAUAUGCUUAAACCCAUACUUUUAUGUAUAGCUAUCACGUUUGGUCUGUGUAUGAAGGAAAGACUUAACAGUGGGGAUAAAGAGAAUGAAAAUCUGCUUUAUUCAAACAAUAACGAUUUUGAGUCGAGAUUUUCUAAACGUAUUUUGAUAAUCAAUCUCUGUACGAUUCCAAACUAUUGAUCUUCUACACAGCCAUCAAUAAUGGCGGUACAACGCCUCUCUUGUAGAGCUUUUCUCAUCUCCCGGCCACCUGCAAUACUUUGCUGAGGCCCGAGAGUUGUAUUAUUGUAUCGUUUUUAACCUUUUCCGCCGUAUUGCGUUAUUAUAGGGGGGUUAUGGACCCCCACCGGGCCGGAAGUCGUGCUCGUCUUUUAUGGAGUUUAGGAACCCAUGCAAUAAGUGGUGGCAUGCUUAGACGGCCUAUCAGCCCUAUCCUUUCCUUCCUAGGCGUCUUAAUAACGAGCCUUCAACUUGUUUUCACCAUUAGUCGACUGCCAAAGCGCAAAGUGCUACGAUGGAAGGAGCCUGGAGUUGGGACAGAGAUGAAACGUGAAAGGAAUUGCGUGAUGUUUGUGAUUAUGCUGAUUUUGGGGGGUUAUUUUAUUCGGCAUUAGCAUAAGACCAGGCAGCUUAAAUAAGAUUUUGGAAUUUGGAUUCCCCGUUCAAAGUCAAACUGUGACAAAGAAUAAAGAAGAAAGAAUCGAGGAAGCUAGGCCUUCAAUACAGUUUGUGACCAGAGAUAUAAAAACAAAACAAAACAAAACAAAACACAGAAGAGAGCCAUGGAAAAAUCUCUUUGUAGGGAUUAGACGUGUAGUAUGGAUGAAAGUGCAAGAUGAUGCACAGCCAUGGAGGUUAUGAACAAAGAUGGCAACUGAAUUGGGAGAUGAAAAUAUGUAUGACGAUGAUUUAUUUCCUGGAAUUUAACAAUACUAAGCAUGGCAAGGAAAAAGAUAAGAGAAACAAGAAUUAAAACGGAAAAAAAAAAAAAAAAGACUUG
Molecule: messenger RNA, 2563 nt
Organism: Juglans regia (Persian walnut)
Lineage: Eukaryota; Viridiplantae; Streptophyta; Magnoliopsida; Fagales; Juglandaceae
Product: cyclin-L1-1-like
Exons: 9
Coding region: 234-1574 (446 amino acids)
Biological process (GO): regulation of transcription by RNA polymerase II
Cellular component (GO): nucleus
Molecular function (GO): cyclin-dependent protein serine/threonine kinase regulator activity
Source: RefSeq, a predicted model, not a curated record